UCAGUUCUCUCUUCCUGUCCCCUCUGGGAGUCGCUCUGCUUUUACCUGUGUGGAAUGGGGUGGGUGCUUGCGAUUGGCUGCCUGGCCGCCGCGGCGGUGGCCGUGAUUGGCUCGGAGCGGAGGCAUCACCAGGUGCAGCACGGGCCGUGCAGCUACACCUUUCUCUUGCCGGAGGUGGAGCACUGCCGCCCCGCGGGGGCCUUCCAGGUGACCAACUCCCUCCAGCGUGACUCGCCCUCACCCCCGGACGCGCCCCCCGCCAAGCCGCCUGCCGAGCCCUCCUGGCAGGAGAGGAAGCUGGAGACGCUGGAAAGCAUGACGGAGAAUAACACACAGUGGCUGCAGAAGCUGGAGAGCUACAUCCAGGAGAACGUACGGUCCGAGAUGGAGGAGAUGCAGCGCCACGCUGUCCACUCGCAGACCGCCGCCAUGCUGGAAAUGGGGACCAACCUCCUCAGCCAAUCGGCGGAGCAGACCCGCAAACUGACAGACGUGGAGACUCAGGUGCUGAACCAAACCAGCAGGCUGGAGAUCCAGCUGCGGGAGUACUCCCUCUCCGCACACACGCUGGAGAAGAAGAUCCUGCAGCAGACCCAGGAGAUCUCGCGCCUCAACGACAAAAACGGCUUUCUGGAGCAGCGGCUUGCGGCCAUGGAGGGCAGGCAUGCUCAGGAGCUGCAGGCUCUGCAGCAGGACAAGGUGCAGCUGCAGGAGCUGCUGGACCGGCAGAGCCGCCUGGUCACCCAGCUGGAGGGAGAGCUGGGCAGCUCCACCCGCAACAGCAGCCUCCUGCAGAGGCAGCAGGCCACCCUCAUGGAAAGCAUGCAGCAGAUCAUGGCUAUGGUCACCCACUGUAACGGUCACCAGUCCCUCUGCUUCUUUCCUGUAGAGAUCUCUAAUGUGCCCAAAGAGGACGCAGCGAGUUAUCGGGACUGUGCAGAAAUCUACAAAUCAGGGAUCACAGAGAGCGGAGUGUAUACCUUACACCUCCCUAAUUCGACACAACCAGUCAAGGUGUUCUGUGACAUGAAGACCCAGGGUGGGGGGUGGACCCUGCUGCAACACCGCCGGGAUGGCUCAGUGGACUUCCACCGCGGCUGGAAGGACUACAAAAAGGGUUUUGGAGAUCCUUCUGGGGAGCACUGGUUGGGCAAUGAUAACAUCCACCUUCUCACCACGGCCCAGGAGUACACACUUCUGGUGCUGCUCAGAGAUGCACAAGGAAAUGAGGCCCACUCCCAUUAUGAUCACUUCUACAUUGACGGAGAGGAAAAGAACUACAGCCUGCACUCUCGAGGGUUCGGUGGCACUGCGGGUCGAACCAGCAGCCUGACCCACUCUGGCACCGCGUUCAGUACCAAGGACCGGGACAACGACGGCUGCACCUGCAAGUGUGCCCAGAUGGCAUCAGGAGGCUGGUGGUUCGAGGCCUGUGGGCCUUCCAAUCUCAACGGCAUCUACUAUGGCGGCAGCACCAACGUGAUCCGCUACAACGGCAUCAAGUGGUAUUACUGGAAGGGGCCCAGCAUGGUCGCUACCAUGGCAACGAUGAUGGUGCGGCCUGUGGACUUCUGAGAGUACCAUGGCGAUGGCACAGCUGGGAGAAGGUAAUGAUGUCGCCCACAGACUAAUGGUGCUGGUGGAGGACCAGCGAGGCCCAAUCAAGCCCUCAUCUUGCCUUGUGGUUCAGUUGUCUGAGCUCUGAGCUCAGCUGAGGGCCUGUUUUUUAUCCAAAGGAGAUAUUCUGGAGAAUUGC
Megalops cyprinoides (Indo-Pacific tarpon) is the source of this 1756-nucleotide messenger RNA. RefSeq names its product angiopoietin 2b (gene angpt2b). Bases 55 to 1575 code for a protein of 506 amino acids. Gene Ontology annotation, biological process: Tie signaling pathway. The record is from RefSeq and is a predicted model, not a curated record. Lineage: Eukaryota; Metazoa; Chordata; Actinopteri; Elopiformes; Megalopidae. Gene Ontology annotation, molecular function: receptor tyrosine kinase binding. The transcript is spliced from 9 exons.